UUUGUUGAGUUUGUUUACAUGCGCAAUGAGAGCAAGCUAGAAAAAUUAAAGAAAUCAUAGUUAUCAUUUUGUUUAAAACCGUGGUGCAGCCAUGGGGAAGUCAUUUGCUAAUUUUAUGUGCAAGAAAGAUUUCCAUCCUGCGUCGAAGUCAAAUAUCAAGAAGGUAUGGAUACAAGAACAGAAACUCACCUUCGAAAAAAAGAAACAGGAGGAACUGAUGCAGGCCUAUCUGAAAGAGCAGGAGACCUACAACAACAGAGUCCUGAUGGGAGAUGAUCGUGUGAAAAAUGGGCUGAAUUUCAUGUAUGAGGCUCCACCUGGAGCAUCAAAAGAGGAAAAGAAAGAGGAGGGCGAUGAAGAGUACAAGUUUGAAUGGCAAAAGGGAGCUCCUCGAGAGAAGUACGCAAAAGAUGAUAUGACUAUUAGGGAUCAACCAUUCGGAAUCCAGGUCCGCAAUGUGAGGUGCAUCAAAUGUCACAAAUGGGGCCACGUGAACACAGACAGAGAGUGUCCACUCUUUGGGCUGUCGGGGAUCAAUGCCAGUCAUAUGGCAUCAGAUGAUGGAGCAGGUCCAUCGAUGCACCCCUCCGAGUUAAUGGCGGAGAUGCGAAACAGUGGGUUUGCCCUGAAAAAAUGUGUCCUUGGUAGGGAUGCGACUGUUUGUGAUCCAGCGCAGGAAUUUGUUGCUAGUGAAGAAGAGGAGGAUCCAGAGGUGGAAUUUUUAAAGUCAUUAACAUCAAAGCAAAAACAGAAGCUUCUCAGAAAACUCGACCGCCUUGAGAAACACAAGUCCAAGAAGAAAAAGAGCAAGAAACAAAAGAAGAAGAGCAAAAAGAAACACAAGAAAAAGGCGGACAGCGGCGACUCUGAUUCCGACAGCAGUAGCGACAGUGACAGCAGCAGUGACACUAGCGCCGACUCCAGCCCCAAGAAGAAGAAAAGUAAGAAGAAAACAUCCCGUCGAGACAGCAGCUCCGAAAGGCACACCAAGGGCCACAAAAAGUCCUCUUCUCACAGGGGCAGGUCACUGAGCCCGCGCACCCAUCACAACGCGGCCCAUUACCAACAAAGGACAGACAGGGCAAGCAGUCCAGUGAACAAGCAACAGGGAGGUCAGGACAAGCAGAGAGGUAAGAGGAGCGGAAGUAAAGACGACAACAGGCACCACAGAGACACUGACGGAAGGAGAGACAGGCCAGAAGACGGGAUGAGAAAAGACAGGGGAAGGAGCAGGAGUCGAGAUAAAAAGGAGUGCAGAGAGGACAGGAGUAAGAGCAGAGAAAGACAGAGGGAUAAAGAAGAUUCAAGGAGAGGUAGAAGUAGGAGCCAGGACAGAAGGAGGGAUAGAAAGAACAGGAGCAAGAGUAGGAGCCCAUGGAGAAGGGAACGUAGUCCAGACAGAGAAAAAAGAAAACGCUAACAGUUUUGGUGUUGAGAAAUUCUGUUAUUUCGCAUCUCGCAUACUACCACUACCAAAGUACCAAAUUGAUCCUCCUACAGUUUCCCCGCAUGAAGAUUAGAUCGUCGUACCUCUGUUCACCAGUAGAGGGAAGCAGUCCACAGACAAUGUAGUUAGGUAGGCCGUAGCAGUCCGGUUUCUCCUGCUGUGUAAAUUAAUUUAUGUCAGAGGCAAUUCAAUGCCUUAACGCGUAAAUUUUGUUUUAAUUUUUUGGGACUUGUUUGAAAUACAAAAAACG
Periophthalmus magnuspinnatus is the source of this 1697-nucleotide messenger RNA. RefSeq names its product corepressor interacting with RBPJ, CIR1 (gene cirsr). Gene Ontology annotation, molecular function: transcription corepressor activity. Gene Ontology annotation, biological process: negative regulation of DNA-templated transcription. Gene Ontology annotation, cellular component: nucleus. The record is from RefSeq and is a predicted model, not a curated record. The transcript is spliced from 10 exons. The coding region runs from base 92 to 1420 and encodes 442 amino acids. NCBI's taxonomy places the organism in Eukaryota, Metazoa, Chordata, Actinopteri, Gobiiformes, Gobiidae.